GUUUUUUAUUUUUAUUUUGGAGCUCCCUUGUGUUUUCACCAACAGCAAACCCUAGCUCAACAAAAUAGAGAUGGACAUGCAAAAUGAUUUUGAUCGAAUACUCUUCUUCGAGCACGCACGCAAAACUUCCGAGGCUACUUACGCUAAGGAUCCUCUCGAUGCCGAUAAUUUAACAAGAUGGGGAGGUGCUUUGCUGGAGCUAGCUCAGUUUCAGAAUGUUCCCGAUUCGAAGAAGAUGAUAUUAGAUGGAAUAACAAAGCUGGAGGAAGCAUUGUUGAUUGAUCCUAAGAGACAUGAUACUCUUUGGUGCAUUGGAAAUGCUCAUACUUCUUUUGCGUUCCUAACUCCUGAUUUAGAUGAGGCCAAGGAGUAUUUUGAAAAAGCAACUGUUAACUUUCUGCUAGCUGUUGAAGAGGAUCCAGAUAAUGAACUCUAUCGCAAGUCUUUAGAGUUGGCUUCAAAGGCUCCUGAAUUACAUACAGAGAUUCAUAAGCAUGGUGGUUUAGGCCAACAGGCAGUUGGGGCUGCACCUGCUUCUGGACCUUCAACUUCAUCAAGUACUAAGACCUCUAAAAAGAAGAAAGACAGUGAUCUCAAGUAUGAAAUAUUUGGUUGGGUAAUUUUAGCUGUCGGCAUUGUUACUUGGAUUGGGUUUGCAAAGUCUCAGAUGCCUCCAGCUCCUACUCAAAGAUAAGCAAAUAAUGAAGUUUACUUCUCCGGAACGGGAGUAUCACAUAAAUUCUCAAAGCUCGGAAAGACCCAUCGGAUUAGAGUUUGAGACAAACUUGCGCGGAGAGCAUUGAGAAGGACUUUUGGUGGUCUUUCAUCAAUAGUUGUUUUUGGACUUCAACAAUGUUUUCUGUAUAAAUGAUUAUUAAGUUGUAGGGAUUAUAUUGGUAUUAAGUAUUAAAUUUUUGUCAUGCAGCAGGAUGAAGGGGCCGUUCAUUUUUGAUACUGUAUCAUGUCAUAGUAAGUGCUAUUGGCUUCUGAUUCUCCCUUA
Molecule: messenger RNA, 1000 nt
Organism: Mercurialis annua (annual mercury)
Lineage: Eukaryota; Viridiplantae; Streptophyta; Magnoliopsida; Malpighiales; Euphorbiaceae
Product: mitochondrial import receptor subunit TOM20-like
Exons: 6
Coding region: 71-694 (207 amino acids)
Biological process (GO): protein insertion into mitochondrial outer membrane
Cellular component (GO): mitochondrial outer membrane translocase complex
Molecular function (GO): protein binding
Source: RefSeq, a predicted model, not a curated record